Molecule: messenger RNA, 2781 nt
Organism: Cyphellophora europaea CBS 101466
Lineage: Eukaryota; Fungi; Ascomycota; Eurotiomycetes; Chaetothyriales; Cyphellophoraceae
Exons: 2
Coding region: 1-2781 (926 amino acids)
Biological process (GO): DNA-templated transcription; positive regulation of transcription from RNA polymerase II promoter by galactose
Cellular component (GO): nucleus
Molecular function (GO): zinc ion binding; RNA polymerase II cis-regulatory region sequence-specific DNA binding; DNA-binding transcription factor activity, RNA polymerase II-specific
Source: RefSeq, a predicted model, not a curated record
AUGUUUCACACCUUCGAGACUGCUCAGUUCAACAGUCCCAGCCAACAAGAGGCCAAUACCUCGUCGGCCGCAAAACGACGAACGUCGACGGUGCGGGCAUGCGAACCUUGCCGGAAACGGAAGAUUCGAUGCAACGGCGAGCAUCCGUGUGAGACCUGUCAGUGGUACCGGAAGGCCUCAUCGUGUCACUAUACCGAGCCUCGGCAGCGGCAGGUACCAUCGCGCAGGUCCGUUGAAAAGAUCUCUCAAACGCUGCAGGAAUAUCGCGCCAUUCUGCAGAAGCUCUUUCCCAACGUCCAUCCAGAGUCUUUGGCAGCACUGUCACGCGACAAGCUCAUCGAUAUCAUGUCCAAAUCCAACCCCUACCAAACACCAUCACCCUUGUCGCCGGGCCAAGACGAUAAGUUGAGCAUACAUCCCGAUGCAGGAAGCUUAGAGCAGUUCCAGCCCUUGCCUGAAGAGCCCCAAGAUGGCUUCAGCCGACCUUGCAGUCAGCGGACCUUCACUGGCAUCUCCGACCAUGUCAACGCCCUCUCCCUCACCAGCAAAGAGUCGUCCUCGUACCUCGGCAUCUCCUCUGUCAUGGCUGCUCUUCGUGUCAUUCUCUGGCUGGAUCCUGACACCCAAAGCUUCAUCAAUGGCACCGCCGAGAACAAUACCUUCCACGAUCCACCUUCCUCUCCACACUCGAUACCAGAACAUCCAUCUUCCACAACCCCUACCGAUUCUCCCAAACCAUCCCCUCAGGACGAACCAUUAUUGAUCAGUGCCUACUUCACCUAUAUCCACCCCUCCACGCCCCUGAUUGACGAAGCCACCUUCCGCGACAUGUAUGCCACUUGCAUCCGCUCUGACUCGCGCUGGCGCCUUCUCGUCAACACCGUCCUUGCCAUUGGCGCCGUCGCCUCUUCAACUUCGGCCAGUUCCACCACUCACGCCUACUACUUUGCCCUUGCUCGAACUCAUUUAACCAUUGAUACACUCAACUCGGCGCAUAUUGAGACCCUACAAGCCCUUGCUCUACUGAGCGGCAUAUACCUGCACUACGUCAGUGAACCUGAUCUAGCGCAUGCCCUCAUGGGUGCCACCUUACGAAUGGCCACCAUGCUAGGUCUGCAUAGAGACUUCAGCGAGGGCCUCGGUCCGGCAAAGACGGCUGUCCAGAAUAUCUCAAAAGCGAGUUCCAGGAUCGAAAUGCGGCGUCGUAUUUGGUGGUCGACUUUCAUGCUCGACGCCUGGGCGAGCAGUACCCUUGGACGACCGAGCAUGGGUCGCAUGAGCCACGCCGUAACUGCAAAGCACCCUCAGGAAGCCAUCGGCAGCAGUGAGUUACAUCUGCAGCUACUGCGCGAGAACGUUCGACUGGCUCUCAUCAGCACGAGAAUGGAAGACAGCCUUGCCGUCUCCCCGCUUAUGGAUGAGAUCGAGCGACAGUCGCUGGACAAUGCUCUAGUGGAUUGGUAUCAGUCAUCCUUAGUACAGAGAUCAUCCUCUGGAUUACAGAGGCUUCCUGAUGGUAUCAAUUACAGCCCCCACCACGAUACGACGCAGCAACACAACACCCCGUCGUCCCCCGGCAUCGCUAUGACCCAAAACGUCAUGCGCUGGCGCUAUCAACUCAAACGAACUAUCCUACAUCGGCCCGCCCUCCUCUGGUGGGCAAUGCGGAGCCGCAAGUUCUCCACCUCUGCUCUGUCAUCGCAGAAGCGUGCCGCUAUUGACCUAUGCCGGGCAGUCACAGCAGAGCUCACUGCUGAUAUUAUCUCUACAUGGCAAGGACCCCACCUGCCGGCUUGCACCAUGUCCGCCUGGCACGCUUCUGCAAUACUGUAUCAAGCAGUCAUGGUGCCACUCCUGUCGCUCUUUAGCGAUGUGGGCGAUGCAGCUGUGCUGCAGGAGAGUCAGUCUCUUGUAGAAUCGAGCGUCGCGGCUUUGAGAGAGAUGAGUGUGUGGUGUCGCACUGCGAAACGGAGUUUAGAGGUGGUGUCCAGAUUAUAUGAGGCGAGCAGGCGGCAUAGCCCCGCACAGGCCUUGAGCAGUCACGACGAGAGACAGGAGUUGCAGGAAUAUGAGCACGAUAUGCUUGGAUCAGAUCCAUACGCGGGCUCGAGCGCCAGUGCAAGUGUAUCCGGGGGCAUGGGCUCUGGAGAUCUCGGUACGCCCGCGACAUUGCCAUCUACCGUGUCGACCAGCAGCCGUGGGCACCACCAGAGACCGACGUUCAUCGACCUACCGACGGUCUCCACGACUCUCGACCAUCCACAUUCCUCCCAACCAAGGCACCAUUCACACACCACCCAUCCUCUUCUCACACAAUCGCAUAUUCCUCAACCUCGUUCUCAACCUCACAAAGGCCAACCUCAGGGUCACCAGGGGCCCGCCCCGGCUCCGUUCCUAACCACCCCCAGCUCCGGCUCUGCCGACAUGUUCAUGGAUACGAUGCUUGACAGCCUAAACUGGAGCCAGGGUUGGUCUAACAAUGAAUACCCCUUUGAGACGCCGCGGCUAGGCGGAGGUUGGGACUACGCGGCCAUGAACGGCUGGGUCGGCGGUGUGGGGGGUGGAGGGCUUCUCGAUGACGCUGACGGCCAGCGGCGUGUGCACGGUCACAGCCACGCCCAUGGGCAAAUGGAAGUUGGAUCUUUUGGCCAGGGAGGCCUUCAGCAGCAAGAUCUGGCCGGAAAUUUCGGUCCUGGGCAGAGAGGAAGCGUCAGCACCGGGUCAGCGAGCGUGGGCGACAACGACGAGUUUCGUCAGGCACAGCAUGGCUUUUACCAUUAG